Molecule: messenger RNA, 1894 nt
Organism: Hippopotamus amphibius kiboko
Lineage: Eukaryota; Metazoa; Chordata; Mammalia; Artiodactyla; Hippopotamidae
Gene: IGBP1
Product: immunoglobulin binding protein 1
Exons: 7
Coding region: 507-1742 (411 amino acids)
Biological process (GO): regulation of signal transduction; regulation of dephosphorylation
Cellular component (GO): cytosol
Molecular function (GO): protein phosphatase 2A binding
Source: RefSeq, a predicted model, not a curated record
CGCGCGCAGACGUGAGCGAGCAGCGCGGAGGCCGGAGUCCCUGGCCGCCCCGGCCCCUCGGCCCAGGGAGCGCCUCGCCACGUAAGGCGCACGUCUGGCCGGCUCCAGGAGCGCGCCCGCGCCUGCCCUCUUGCGCCCGUCCUGGCUCUGAAUUCAGCCACGUCACACCGGCGUCUCAGAGCCCACGGCACUGCCCAGCCCCGGGUCGGCGACGAGGAACCACGCGAAAAGCAACGCCUAGGGUUUGCUUGCUUGUUUGCGUGUGUGUAUCUGUAACAGAUACCUACUACGCGUAAUAGGCAGCCUGGUAAAAUGAGUCUAUGGAAACGGUUGCUAGGCUCUGUUAACAGCCACUUCCGGAAGUUCUCGAACGCUUGGGUAACAAUGGAGCGACUGGACCAGUGCAGCGCCCCUUCCGGUUUCGUCCCUCCUCGCAAAGCUCAUCUUUCCCAAGGUUGCCUUUCAGCCCGGAAGUGAGGUCUUCCGGGUUCCUCCCUUCCCCCAAGAUGGCAGCCGCCGAAGACGAGUUACUGCUGCCGCGGCUACCCGAGCUGUUCGAAGCCAGCAAGCAGCUUCUGGACGAAGUGGAAGUGGCGACGGAACCCACCGGCUCCCGGAUAAUCCAAGAUAAAGUGUUCAAGGGACUGGACCUCCUGAAGAAGGCUGCCGAAAUGUUAUCGCAGCUCGACUUGUUCAGCCGAAAUGAAGAUCUGGAAGAGAUCGCUUCUAAUGACCUGAAGUACCUGAUGGUGUCAGCAUUUCAAGGAGCGUUUGCCAUGAAACAAGUCAACCCCAGCAAGCGCCUAGAUCAUUUGCAGUGGGCUCGAGAACACUUUUUAAACUACUUAACUCAGUGCCAGUACUAUCAUGUGGCAGAGUUUGAGCUGCCCAAAACCAAGACCAACUCAGCUGAAAAUAACACUGCUAAUUCCUCCAUGGCCUAUCCUAGCCUCGUUGCUAUGGCAUCUCAGAGACAGGCUAAAAUAGAGAGAUACAAGCAGAAGAAGGCGGUGGAGCAUAGGUUGUCUGAGCUGAAAUCUGCUGUGGAAAGUGGUCAAGCAGAUGAUGAGCGUGUUCGUGAAUAUUACCUCCUUCACCUUCGAAGGUGGAUUGGUAUCAGCUUAGAAGAGAUUGAGAGCAUUGACCAGGAGAUAAAGAUCUUGAGAGAAAAAGACUCUUCAAAAGAGGCAUCAACUUCUCCCUCAUCUCUUCAGGACAAGCCUCCAAUGAAACCGUUUAUUCUCACUCGGAACAUGGCCCAAGCCAAAGUAUUUGGAGCUGGUUAUCCAAGUCUGGCAUCUAUGACAGUGAGUGACUGGUAUGAUCAGCAUCGGAAAUUUGGAGCAUUACCAGAUCAGGGAAUAGCCAAAACAACAUCAGCUGUUCACCCAUGGGCAGGCCGCAGUUGCUGUAAUAUGGAGAGUUCAAAAGAGCAGCUCAGCAGCAAGAAGAUCAAGAACAAGAGGAGGAAGAGGAUGAUGAACAAGCAGUCCACAGAGCUCGGGAGUGGGACGACUGGAAGGACACCCAUCCUAGAGGCUAUGGCAACCGACAGAACAUGGGUUAGUCUCCCCACAACAAGACAGGACUACAGGGGCUUCCAUCUUCCCCACCAAGGAAAGCUGUGCAGUCUUCCCCUCCCUGGGCUCCUGCUUCAGCCUUGUGCAAUGAAGGCAGAGACGCUUAAUCUUGCUUUGCAUUCGAUAAAACGUCAAACAUUUAAGUGUGUAUUUGUACCCUAGAUGAUGAGCCAGCAAUCUUGUUUUGGCAUUAUCAUUCUCAUCAUGGUUUAUUCCAAUUUUCUUAAGUGGAAAGAAAAGAGUACUGAGAAAUGGCUCUGUAUAAUCACUGGCUGUAUGAAUUCUCUUUAAAAAAUAAAAGUCCCUUCUAUCAC